AUGAUAAGGAGAGCGGGAAUAUUGAUUAAUGUCUUUGCAGAAAUGAACUUAAAAAAUGAGAAAAGGGGUGAAGUUAAAAAUAGUCUUGCAACCACCAAAUUUGAAUAUCGAGGCAAAAGCGAGAGUGAUUAUAACCAAUAUUUAGAACAAAGAAAAGCGAACGAAAGUUUAGUCGAAAUCAUUGACAAGUUUAUAGAUUAUACCAACGCUCGCAAUGUUACUUGUGAUGAUUAUGCUUCAUAUUACACAGACUAUUUCGCAUGGGAAGAAAGAAUUUUUCGUGAUGAAAAAGAACAAGAAAUUUAUGAUUUACUCCGGCCAGAAUGA
Molecule: messenger RNA, 327 nt
Organism: Cetraspora pellucida
Lineage: Eukaryota; Fungi; Glomeromycota; Glomeromycetes; Diversisporales; Gigasporaceae
Source: the annotation of a GenBank genome assembly